AAGCGUUGAGCUGUAAAUGUCCAUUUCCGUAGUAUCAUAUGUUAAAGAAUAGCUUCAGCAAAUUAAUUGAAAAAUAUAACUUAUACCUUCUACAUAGGAUUAUAUGAUUGCGAAGAAGCUUGGUGAGUGUGAAACACAUGCCAGUGGUAACUUUGCAUCAGAAGUAUCCUGCAGCACCCAAAGUCUCAGCACGGUGCCUCCACCUCACUCAUUGAUACAUGAGAGGAACAAUGAGAAGAUCGUGACCAACAAAAACCAGCUGACUGGAGAGGUUCCUGUAAGGUGUCAGGAUAUUGCUGUCUUUUUCUCCGUGGAGGAGUGGAAAUAUUUAGAACGACACAGAGAUCUUUAUAAUAAUGUGAUGGUGGAAAAUCACCGAUCUGUCAGCUCGCUGGGCUAUCGUCUUGUUUUAGGAGAUGCCAAUGCUUUUUGA
This is a messenger RNA of Pelobates fuscus (common spadefoot toad), 433 nucleotides long. RefSeq names its product zinc finger protein 282-like. NCBI's taxonomy places the organism in Eukaryota, Metazoa, Chordata, Amphibia, Anura, Pelobatidae. The record is from RefSeq and is a predicted model, not a curated record. Gene Ontology annotation, biological process: regulation of DNA-templated transcription. Bases 104 to 433 code for a protein of 109 amino acids. The transcript has 3 exons.